Drosophila ananassae is the source of this 527-nucleotide messenger RNA. RefSeq lists its product as uncharacterized. The record is from RefSeq and is a predicted model, not a curated record. NCBI's taxonomy places the organism in Eukaryota, Metazoa, Arthropoda, Insecta, Diptera, Drosophilidae. The coding region runs from base 87 to 440 and encodes 117 amino acids. The transcript is spliced from 2 exons.
AAGCGUGGAAAAUUAAUUUUGAAUUCUAAAGAUAUAAAUAGAGUUUAGAGACAAAGCCCUCCUACAAUUCGAUUUCAAGCAAAGCAAUGGGUCGCAACCAAGUCUUCGCCGUUGUCUGCAGCCUGUUGGCUCUGGGUACCUUAGUCCCUGUUGAGGCAUUGAUAGAUCUCAAGAAGGCGGGAGAGUGCGUUCAACUCGUCAUCCAGGCCGCUUCCGCCGGAGCUUUGGUCGCGAUUCCAACUGUCCGGACCGCUGCCCAAUGCGCCGAAUAUAAGGCCGCUAAGAACACUGACCUGGAUGCUAACGGACUGCUUCUGAUUGCCUUCGGCUUCCUUGGCAAAGUGGCCCAAGCCCCGAAAUGCCUUGUUGCCGUAAUAAAGACCUACAACGACUUGAUUACGCCAUUCGUUACCAAGUUAAAUGACUUGAAAUGCAUAUAAUUGGGAGACUAAUCUCACCCAGCCGUACAAAAAAAAGCGUGGAGAGCUAGGUUCCAUCAGCCCAAUAAAUAAAGCUAUCUGGCUGUA